UCCCCUUUCAAACGAGAGUUUUUAUUUAAUGAAUUGGUUUUUAAAUUAAAAUUUGUCUCAAUUAAAUGGCCCUCAUUGUACAUGAAGUCUAUAUCAUAAAUAUAGGAGAAGGCAAACAAUGUGGCCAGCGGCGUUAACACGCCUGCUAAAGAGACGACUCAUUUAUAUUGUACUAGCGAUAGUAUUACUGGUGUAUACAGUAACUAAAGUAUUCCAUAAGCGUCCAAAUUUGCAUCUGCUAGAAUCUAAUGAUUUCACUGUGGAACGUACAAAACCCUUAAUAUGGCGCACUUUAAACGAACAUGUUCUACCGGAUGAGCCACACUAUCGUACAAAUCCGCCGCACAUUUUAUGUCAGAAUACCAUACAAGGUAAAUAUCUGUUAACCGAUGAUCGGGGAUUCGUUUGCAACGCUGAACACAUACUGCGCAAUGGUUGCUGCAACCUACAGAAACCAACCACAAAAUAUUACACCUGUGAGACCUGUGAUAAUAACACACAUUGCUGCGGCAUCUACGAAUACUGUGUGUCGUGUUGUCUGCACCCGGAUAAGAGACCCAUACUGGAGCUAGCAAUAGAGGUGAUAAAGGGCCGCCAGGCAAUGUUGUACGCCCAGGUGAACGAUCAAUUUGAAUUGUGUUUAGUCAAGUGCCGCACUAAUUCACAUUCCGUUGAACAUGAAAAUCGCUACAGAGAUGCGCAGCAUCGUUUCUGCUAUGGUCCCACCCAGGCACAUGAAUCACAAAUCGAAGUGUCGGGCACGGGUUCAUAGCACGCGAUGAGAUUAACUUAUAAUUACUGUCUGUCAACUGUCAAUAAUUGCCUUUAUACUCGUAUGAUUUAAAGUUUUUAAUUUUUUUAAUUUAAUUUUUUAGGUUAGGUCAUGUUAGUUUAGGUAAAUUUCAUUUAAAUGUGUAAGUGGAACUCUCUAUAGUGUAAAAUAACUUGUAGUUAUUGGUUAAGUUGAUAUAAAAGAAUACUAUUAGGUAUAUAUUUUUGUAUGUGAACAAUAAAAUUAAAAAAAAAAUACAAAAA
Molecule: messenger RNA, 1035 nt
Organism: Calliphora vicina (urban bluebottle blowfly)
Lineage: Eukaryota; Metazoa; Arthropoda; Insecta; Diptera; Calliphoridae
Product: SREBP regulating gene protein
Exons: 2
Coding region: 119-772 (217 amino acids)
Biological process (GO): positive regulation of SREBP signaling pathway
Source: RefSeq, a predicted model, not a curated record